GAAAGUGCCACAGCUCUUGGACUCUACAGGCUGAGCAGACACAACAGCCAAAAAUGGGGGGGGGGCAGCCCCCUGGCCCCGGGAAGACUCACUAAAUGAGGCCACCCUCCCACCUCAUUCUGCAGGAGUCAGGAUACAAAAGCAGAUGUGAAGUCCCUCAUGGCAAAGUUUAACACAGGAGGCAACCCCACGGAAGAGGUCUCUGUCAGCAACCGCCCCUUCAAAGUCCCUGGGCAAAACUCGACUUCAGGAGUACAAGCAAGAAAGAAUCUCUUUGACAACCAAGGAAGUGCCAGCCCUCCUGCGGGACCUAGCAACGUACCUAAGUUUGGGUCCCCAAAGCCACCUUUGGCGGUGAAACCUACGUCUGAGGAAAAGCCUGACAAGGAGCCCAAGCCCCCAUUUCUAAAGCCGACGGGAGUGGGCCAAAGAUUUGGACCGCAGGCAAACUCGGCCACCAGAGACCCUGAGGUAAAAGUGGGAUUUCCGAAACCUCUAGGCCCCAAGGUCGUCACUGUGCCCAAGGAAGAUGCCAAACCUGUGUUUCCCCGGCCCCCUGGGAAUAAGCCUUCGCCUCACAGUGUAAACCAAGACCAUGACCUAAAACCACCCGGCCCCAAGCCAGGGUCUCAUCCUCCAGCCCCGGAAGCUGAGCAGAAGCAAGCAUUCCCCAAGCUGGCUGGGGUUAAAGGCAAGUUUGUGUCGGCCACACAGGACCAUGAGCACAAGCCCCUCUUUCCCAAGCCCGUCUUUGGCCAGAAGCCAUCCCUGAGUCCUGAUGACACCCAUGAAGACGAGAGCCCCACCAAGAAUGCAUCUCUACAGAAAGGAGCCCCAGGUCCCUUAGGAACCAAGGCCAAAACCGGCCCUUUAAAACCAGCAAGAGAAGACCAGGAAACUAAAGACCACGGAGGCGAGAUGUCCAGUUCGCCCUUUUCUGGGGUGGUUCUGAAACCUGCUGCGAACAGAGGAAGCCCAGGCCUCUCCAGAAAUGCUGAAGAGAAAAGAGAAGAUAGGAAGAUAGAUGCUGCUAAGAACAUCUUCCUGAACAAAAUGAAUCAGGAAGAGCCAGCCUCUGGGGCUCCUCCUGCCAAGUUCCCUAAGAUGCCUUCUAAGGUGACAGUGACAGGGCCCUGGAGCCAAAGUCAAGACAAGGAAAAGGGAGACAAGAAUGUAGCCACCCCCAAGCAGAAGCCCCUGCCUCCCUUGUUUACCUUGGGCCCACCGCCGCCAAAACCCAGCAGACCCCCGCACGUUGACCUGACGAAAUUCCGAAAAGCCGCUUCUGGAAACAGUACCAGCAAAGGCCAAAUGUCUUACUCAACUACUUCCCUGCCACCACCUCCACCACCCCAUCCAGCCAACCAACUGCCAUUGCCAGCAUGUCACCCAACACAACCGCCAGUCCCAAGUCUACCUCCCAGAAACAUUAAACCUCCCUUAGAUCUAAAAAGCCCUGUAAAUGAAGAAAGUCAAGAUGGUAUGAUGUUCUCUGAUGGUCCUGGAAAUCCAGAUGAGGAACAAGACAGUGAAGGAGAAACAUAUGAAGACAUAGAAGCAUCCAAAGAAAGAGAGAAAAAAAAGGAAAAGGAGGAAAAGAAGAGAUUAGAGUUGGAGAAAAAGGAACAGAAAGAGCGAGAAAAGAAAGAACAAGAAAUAAAGAAGAAAUUUAAACUAACAGGCCCUAUUCAAGUCAUCCAUCAGGCAAAAGCUUGCUGUGAUGUCAAAGGAGGAAAGAAUGAACUGAGCUUCAAGCAAGGAGAGCAAAUUGAAAUAAUCCGCAUCACAGACAACCCUGAAGGAAAAUGGCUGGGCAGAACGGCAAGGGGGUCAUAUGGCUAUAUUAGAACAACUGCUGUCCAGAUUGACUAUGAUUCUCUGAAACGGAAGAAAACAUCUCUCAGUGCUCUUUCAUCAAGAGCUAUUGAAGAUGACCAGGAGGUGUAUGAUGAUGUUGCAGAGCAGGAUGAUAUUAGCAGCCACAGUCAGAGUGGAAGUGGAGGGAUGUUCCCACCUCCCCCAGAUGAUGAUAUUUAUGAUGGGAUCGAAGAGGAAGAUGCUGAUGAUGGCUCCACACUACAGGUUGAAGAGAAGAGUAAUUCAUGGUCCUGGGGGAUUUUGAAGAUGUUAAAGGGAAAAGAUGACAAAAAGAAAAGUAUACGAGAGAAACCUAAAGUUCCUGAGUCAGACAAUAAUGAAGGUUCAUCUUUCCCUUCUCCUCCUAAACAAUCAGACAUGGGAGAUGAAGUUUAUGAUGAUGUGGAUGCCUCUGAUUUCCCUGCUCCACCAGCAGAGCUGAGUCAAGGAGCCAAGGCUAAGACAGAAGAAAAAGAUCCCAAGAAGCUAAAAAAGCAGGAAAAAGAAGAGAAAGACUUCAGGAAAAAGUUUAAAUAUGAUGGUGAGAUUAGAGUCCUGUAUUCGACCAAAGUUGCACCCUCCUUAACUUCUAAAAGGUGGGGCACCAGAGAUCUGCAGGUGAAGCCUGGUGAAUCUCUUGAAGUUAUACAAAGCACUGAUGAUACAAAAGUUCUUUGCAGAAAUGAAGAAGGAAAAUAUGGUUAUGUCCUUCGGAGUUACUUGGUAGACAAUGAUGGAGAGAUCUAUGAUGAUAUUGCUGAUGGUUGCAUCUAUGACAAUGACUAGGUCUCGGCCUUGUUCAUUCUGUUAUGUGCAUUUGAUGCCAAAAUGAAGUCUGAGUUUUAAUAGACGUGUGAUUGGAUAUCUUAGAAAAUGAAUGCACACAACUACUUGUUACCAUUUGUUAUACAAUUCUGAUUAUCCUUA
Messenger RNA from Odobenus rosmarus divergens (Pacific walrus), 2784 nucleotides. RefSeq names its product FYN binding protein (gene FYB1). Gene Ontology annotation, molecular function: lipid binding; protein binding. Gene Ontology annotation, biological process: integrin-mediated signaling pathway; protein localization to plasma membrane; T cell receptor signaling pathway. The record is from RefSeq and is a predicted model, not a curated record. Gene Ontology annotation, cellular component: plasma membrane. The transcript is spliced from 19 exons. The coding region runs from base 160 to 2643 and encodes 827 amino acids. NCBI's taxonomy places the organism in Eukaryota, Metazoa, Chordata, Mammalia, Carnivora, Odobenidae.